Nematostella vectensis (starlet sea anemone) is the source of this 480-nucleotide messenger RNA. RefSeq names its product U6 snRNA-associated Sm-like protein LSm6. NCBI's taxonomy places the organism in Eukaryota, Metazoa, Cnidaria, Anthozoa, Actiniaria, Edwardsiidae. Gene Ontology annotation, cellular component: nucleolus; U6 snRNP; sno(s)RNA-containing ribonucleoprotein complex. The coding region runs from base 112 to 354 and encodes 80 amino acids. The record is from RefSeq and is a predicted model, not a curated record. Gene Ontology annotation, biological process: maturation of SSU-rRNA; mRNA splicing, via spliceosome. Gene Ontology annotation, molecular function: RNA binding. The transcript has 3 exons.
GGUCCAGUAUUAUCAGCGCCAUUUUGAAAACCGAACAUUUGAUCGCAUGUGCUGCGAAAAUUCCGAACGUCAGUCCCAAUAAACAAAAGUAACUGCGUUUGAAACAGAAGAAUGAGCAAAAAGCAGACACCGAGUGAUUUUCUCAAGCUCAUUAUCGGUCGACCUGUGGUGGUGAAGCUUAACAAUGGCGUAGAUUAUCGAGGAGUGCUUGCUUGCUUGGAUGGAUACAUGAAUAUAGCUAUGGAACAAACAGAAGAGUAUGUGAAUGGGCAACUUAAAAACAAGUACGGUGAUGCAUUCAUCAGGGGUAAUAAUGUCCUUUAUAUCAGCACACAGCGCACAUCAAGGAGAUAGAGACCUGUACAAGCCUGAUGUAUUUUAUAGCAAGAAACAUCUCAAAACCUGGGACAUCUCCUUUAUUGUAAAUAGUUUGUCAAAACAUUUGUAUUCCUCAGUAUGUCAGUAAAAAUAUGGAUAUGA